This is a messenger RNA of Sceloporus undulatus (fence lizard), 623 nucleotides long. RefSeq names its product mucin-3B-like. The transcript is spliced from 5 exons. The record is from RefSeq and is a predicted model, not a curated record. The annotation marks the transcript as partial. Lineage: Eukaryota; Metazoa; Chordata; Lepidosauria; Squamata; Phrynosomatidae.
CUACCUGCCUGAGGUUCUAUCCAGAAUUCCAAGUGACCCCAGUACCACUGGACCCCACAGCGGUGUGCACUGCCUGGUUGUCCAAGGACCUCCAGGUCUACUUCAUGGCAAAAAGCGUGAACAACAGCGUCCAGUGCGUCUCCAGCUGCAGCUCACAGCACCCGGACUACUUCAGCUGUGGUAAUGGGAACUGUCAGAUCCGGUCCAAUGGGCCCAACUGCUUUUGCCCCCAGUCGGACUCUUACUGGUACACCGGCUGGCACUGCGAGCAAAGGAUCAGCAAGGUGGGGGUGGCCGUGGGGGUGGCGCUGGGCCUGGCGGUCCUCCUGAUCGUGAUCCUUGUCCUGGCCAUCCUCCUCUGCUGGCAGCACCAGACUUGGCAGCCCAGGCUGAAGAAUCCGGCCAUCAGUGAGGAGGCCUGGUACGAGAAUGACCCGGAAUGGAGCCCCCCCUGGCUGCCUCGGCCCCACAUCCCCGCCAGGGAUGGCAGCAGCAGCACCAGCAUCAGUGCACCAGCCCCCACAGACCCAGAUGGCCGCUCCAGCAGUGAGGACGGACGGAGCUCCCCGCCAGACCAAGGCACCUUCCGGCCACGGCUGGACAAAGUGGACACCUCCCUUCAG